Messenger RNA from Salvia hispanica, 3263 nucleotides. Lineage: Eukaryota; Viridiplantae; Streptophyta; Magnoliopsida; Lamiales; Lamiaceae. The record is from RefSeq and is a predicted model, not a curated record.
UUUAAUGGUGUAUUGAGUUUCAUAUAUUGUGAAGUAUGUUGGCAAUAUUUGUAUUCCAUUUGUUUAUGUUCUGCCUUUUCAAAUUUCAAGAUUUCAUUAUUUAAACGUGAGAAGUCUAGAUUUGUAGGUGGGAUUUUAAUAGUAUUCUCAUAGAUUUUUCAAGUUUUUAUAUUCACGCUUAUUUUCUCUUUGUUUGUGAUUGAAUUAUCUUUUCUUCUCUUGUGUGCUUCAGGUAGAAAUGGUGACCAAUGUGGUUUCCAGCAUUUGAUGUGGUGAGAAAAAUAAAGUGGUGCAUUCUGCUGUACACAGUGUUGACAUUGCAAUUCCCUUACACUAGCACAUGUCAGUGAGUCUGCUUUAGUGCCUAUUCUUUUACUCUGAGGGAUGGAUGGGAGGCGGCGUUCUGUCGAUGUCCCUUUAUCCAGAACGUUGAUAGCCCUAAGGAGAGUGAGGUCUCUUCGGGAUCCAUCCACGAACUCCACGAGUAAGUUGAAUGGCUUAGUUGAUAAUGUGAAUUGGGAGGCAUAUUCAAAUGAUACAAUCACUAUUGGAGUUGAAAACAGUUGCCAUAGAGUGAAUGAGGGUGAUGAUGAUGGCAUAAGAUUAAGAAACUCGACUUUGGUUAGGGGUGAGGAGCAUGGUAUGGAUGAACACAAGCUGUAUAAUGGUUCAAGAAACUGUAUGUCAAGGCUGAUGCCGCCACAAGAUUUAGGAGCCAUGGUUGGAAACAAAGGCUCUGCACACUGGAACUCGUUGUGUGCUGACGAGGUGGAUGCAGCCUGUGACAACAAGGUGUUGAGAGAAAGAUACUGCAAAGAUUAUGGUGAUAGAUAUUUUAAUUUCAAGUGUAAUGAACCCGAUGAAGGUGGUGCUUCAUGUGAUGAACCCGAUGAAGAAUUGAGGCAAGUCAAGAAGCAGCUUAGUAAGUGGCAUCCAGAGUUCGAUGGUCUAAGUAGUGAAGCCAGUCCAUGUUUGUCUCUUGGUGACGCUCAAAAUGAACGAGCAAGCCAUGGAAUGUCGCUGUAUGAAGGUGAAGAUGCUGGUUUCAUGGAGUCUUUCCAUCAAGGAUGUGGUUUAAGUAGUUGUUUGUCAAGAGGUAGGAAACUUAGAGGACCUAGCCUUCUUUCUGAUGUCGAGGAACAGCCUCUUUUAUCAGAGGAUGCAACAGUAGAGAGCAUCGACUCCAGGCAUAAUUGUGAAGGGGUUAGUCCAUAUGUGGAAAGUCCAAGAAGCCUCUGCCAAAAGUUCAUGCCUAAAUCAUUUGGUGAAUUGAUAGGGCAAAGCACAGUGGCUACCUCUCUAUCGGAUGUUGUUUCUAAAAGGCGGAUAGCUUCCCUGUACCUCUUCCACGGGCCACGUGGAACUGGGAAAACAUCAGGUUCAAGGAUCUUCGCUGCUGCACUGAAUUGCCUCUCUGUUGCGACUACAAGACCAUGCGGCAUGUGCAAGGAAUGUGGUUUGUUCUUUUCGGGCAGGAGCACCGAUGUAAAGGAAGUCGAUUCUGUGAGAAUCAACAAAAUGGAGAGGUGUAGGUUUAUCAUGAAGAAUGCUCGUAGCCCUCCUGUUUUCUCGCGGUUUAAGGUUUAUAUCAUUGACGAGUGCCAUUUGUUGCAGCAUGAGACGUGGGCAGCUAUACUGAAUGGCCUUGAGGAGAUUCCUCGACACGUUGUCUUCAUAUUGGUCACACCUAAUCUUGAUAAGCUCCCGCGUGCUGCCCUAACGAAGUCCCAAAAGUACCAUUUUCAGAGGGUGAAGGAAGUUGAUAUCACCACCAAGUUGGGGAAGAUAUGUGUUCAAGAAGGUCUUGAUUUUGACCAGGAUGCUUUGCACUUCGUAGCAGCUAAAUCAAAUGGUUCGUUGCGUGAUGCAGAGAUGAUGCUUGAUCAACUGAGCUUGCUCGGCAAGAAGAUAACCGUUUCAUUGGUUCAUGAAGUAAAUGGAGUCGUUUCUCAUGAUGAACUGCUCGAUUUGCUGUAUCUGGCAAUGUCGUCUGAUGCCUCAAACACAGUUAGAAAGGCCAGAGAGCUAAUGGGGUCGAGGAUAGAUCCGUUGCAGCUUACAUCGCAGCUGGCAAGCCUCAUCAUGGACAUUCUUGCUGGAAAGUGCCCCUCUGAUGGAGUUUCAGAGACGAGAAGGAGGCUUUUCGGAUCAGAUAAUUCUGAAGAUGACACACGACAGCUCAGCCACGCCCUAAAAAUACUGUCACAAACUGAGAAGCAGUUGAGGAAGUCGAACAACCAGAUGACAUGGCUGACUGUGGCUCUUCUCCAGCUGAGCUCUGUAGCUUCAAACGAGGGGAUCGAUCCACGGCUAAGCACACAGUCAUUACUCCCACAAGAUGGCGGUUUCCUGAGCUCAUCAUCAACGGGCGACAGUUUCAAGCGCUCCGUUGCUUGUGCUUGUGGUGACACUGAGUCUGCAAACACAGACACAAAGUAUGACCGUGAGACUCUUGAUCUGGUCUGGAUACGAUCAUCUGGGAUGUGCGCGUCCAGCUCUCUCAAGAAGUUCCUCCUCAAACACGGGAACUUGGCCUCUAUUCGUCUCUCCCAAGCAAGGAUUGCAGUGGUAGAACUCGAGUUUGAUCACCCUGACUACGCAUCCAGGGCUGAGAAGUCAUGGAAGGAGAUUGCUGGGGCGUUGCAACUUAUACUGGGCUACAACGUGGAGCUCAGGAUAAACUUGGCUCGUGAUGGCUCGAGCAGGAAUGGGAAGUUGAAGAAGCCAUGCUUCAGCUUGCUCAACUGUUCACGGAGAGUGCUUUUUAUGUCAGAGUCCGGUGCCAAUGGUUCAAGCAACUCUGGUUCAACUCCCACGACUGACAGAACGAGGGAUAGGUACGUGGAGACAUGCUCCUCUGAGUGUACCUCUCAGGUUUUGUGCUCGUUUUGCCAUAGAAAGGAGAUGUUCAAGACCAUCCGGAGCAGUGAGGGAAACGCACUGAGCAUUGAAGCCAGUGCUCCCAAUGCCUCGUUUCCAGAUCAGCCGGGAUGUAAACAGCGAUCAAAGGAGCACUCGAGGUUUCAUUGCUGGAGAGCCGCCAUGUUUCCUUUCCGAAAGGCAUGGCAGCUGCGACAUCACCACCGAGACGAGCGCCUUAUGGACUACCCCCUACACUAGCAGAGGAUGUUGCAGAUCACAGGAAGAGAUCUUGUAGCAAAAAUAGCUUAUCAAUGUUACUAGGAAAAGAAAUUUUACUAAAGAAAGAAUGAAUGUGUCUUUUUUUGUUUGGAUGGGUAAAUGAAUUCAACAAAUUUUAUUAU